GUUGCUGCAAAAGGCGGUCGGGAAAUUGAUGGCAGAAUCUCCAGCGCGAGCGACGCGACCUUGAUUUGGAACAUGCGAUAGGUGGUGCUCAAACUUCCAACAGCUCUUGGUGAUCCAUCACCUUGGCUUCAGACUAUCCAACCCAUACCAACAAAAUGGACGACUUGGAGUCCCUCGAGCUGCUUUCGCUCGUUUCCAAGAUCACGUCGGAAUUGCAAAACCAUCUAGGCGUUAGCGAAAAAACACUGGCCGAGUUCCUCAUCGCCCAGCGCCUCGAAUGCGAUUCUCUCGAUGGCUUCAAGGCCAAGCUGGCCUCGGUCGGUGCCAGCGAUUUCCCGCCGAGUUUGGUCGAUAGCAUAGACAGGCUAGUCAGGACUAUGCAUCCAAAGUUCAAAGGACAACAGAACCGAACCAACGACGACAGCAGCCAGCGCCAUGAUCGAUCCGCUGAAGAGACUACCAAGGUCUUCAAAGGGCUUGCGAUUCCCGACAAGGAGGUAGAAGUGGAAGCUAUCGAUGACACAUUCGCCAUUCUCGAGAGCCUUGCGCCAAAACCAUCGAAUGGCAAUAAAGAAAGACCGCCGAGGAAACGAAGCAGAACACCAGAUGACCGCCGCGAGGACUCGAGACGAAAACGCAAGGACAGGUACAGGUCACGAUCCAGAUCCCGAUCGAGGUCUCCACAACGAGGACGUCAGAGAAAUGACCGCUACCGAGACGACGACGAUUCGUAUCGACGGCCACCUCCCCGCGAUCUCGACGAUACUCCACAGCUCAACAAGGUGUACGACGGUCAUGUCACAGGUGUAAAGGACUUUGGCGCUUUUGUCAACAUUCAUGGUGUGAAGGGGAAGGUUGACGGCUUGGUGCACAUCUCGGCGUUUGGUCAGCGAGUCAACCACCCAGAAGAUGUCGUGACGCGAGGGCAAAAUGUCAAGGUCAAAGUUGUCAAGAUUGAGGGCAACAGGGUAGGCUUGUCAAUGAAGGAUAUCGACCAGGAGACAGGCGUGGAUAUGGCACCCCAAAUAAGGAUGGGAUCAGGUGCCAAUAUGAUGGCUCUGGGUGGUGGACCAACAGGAGGAAACGACCCGACAGGUUCGUUCAUGGCGACUGCUAUUGCCCGGCAGCAGAAGAAGAGAAUGACCUCGCCUGAAAGAUGGGAGAUUCGACAAAUGAUUGCUGCUGGAAUCGCAAAGGCCUCAGACUACCCAGAUUUGGAGGAAGAGUACAAGUCAACCCUUGACGGUACAGGGCAGAUGGAGUUGGAAGAGGACGUCGACAUCGAGAUACGUGACGAAGAACCCCCAUUUCUGGCCGGACAGACCAAACAGUCUCUCGAGCUAUCACCCAUCCGCGUUGUCAAGGCCCCAGAUGGCUCCAUGAAUCGUGCCGCUAUGGCCGGCACCAACCUUGCCAAGGAAAGAAAGGAGAUGAAGCAGCAGGAAGCCGAAGAACAGCAGCAAAAGACAAAGGUCGAUUUGUCCCAAUGGCAGGAUCCAAUGGCUAAUCCCGAGAACCGACAAUUUGCUAGCGACUUGCGACGGCGUGCCCAGGCAACCCAAGUAGAGUCUGAUUCUGUACCCGAAUGGAAGAGGGCCGUGGUGCCCAAGGAUCAGCCCACGGGCAAAAGGUCCGACAUGACCAUCAAGGAGCAGCGAGAGUCUUUGCCUGUCUUCGCUUUCAGGGAACAACUGAUCAACGCUGUCAGAGAGAACCAAGUUCUGAUUGUCGUUGGUGAGACUGGCUCCGGAAAAACCACUCAGCUUACCCAAUACCUGGCCGAGGCCGGCUUUACCAGCAAUGGCAUUAUUGGCUGCACGCAGCCUCGUCGUGUAGCUGCCGUUUCGGUUGCCAAGCGUGUCUCUGAGGAGGUUGGCUGUCGACUGGGUGAGGAGGUCGGGUACACAAUCAGAUUCGAGGAUGUAACCAGCCCGGCGACAAAGAUCAAGUACAUGACGGACGGCAUGUUGGAACGUGAGAUUUUGAUCGACCCUGAACUGCGGAGAUACUCAGUCAUCAUGUUGGACGAAGCACACGAGCGUACUAUUGCCACAGACGUUCUGUUUGCUUUGUUGAAGAAGACCAUGAAGAGCCGGAAGGACCUCAAGGUCAUCGUCACCAGUGCUACGUUGGAUGCCGAUAAAUUCAGCGAAUACUUCAAUGCCUGUCCCAUCUUUACCAUUCCAGGACGAACCUUCCCUGUCGAGAUUCUCUACUCUCGUGAACCGGAAUCUGAUUAUCUCGAUGCUGCGCUGACGACCGUCAUGCAAAUCCACUUGAGCGAACCCAUGGGUGAUAUUCUUCUUUUCUUGACAGGUCAAGAAGAGAUCGACACGUCCUGUGAGAUUUUGUUUGAACGCAUGAAAGCACUAGGACCGUCAGUGCCGGAACUCAUCAUUCUCCCUGUUUACUCUGCCCUUCCCAGCGAAAUGCAGAGCAGGAUUUUCGACCCUGCACCGCCUGGCAGCCGAAAGGUCGUCAUUGCUACCAAUAUUGCCGAAACGUCGAUUACGAUUGAUCAUAUUUACUAUGUCAUCGAUCCUGGUUUCGUCAAACAAAACGCCUAUGAUCCCAAACUCGGCAUGGACUCGCUCAUUGUCACCCCUAUCUCCCAAGCGCAGGCAAAUCAGCGAGCAGGUCGCGCCGGCCGCACAGGACCCGGCAAGUGCUUCCGGCUGUACACCGAAGCAGCCUACCAGUCCGAGAUGCUUCCGACGACUAUUCCCGAAAUCCAAAGACAAAACUUGUCCAACACUAUCCUCAUGCUCAAGGCCAUGGGAAUCAACGACCUUAUCCGGUUUGACUUUAUGGAUCCUCCACCCGUCAACACUAUGCUUACAGCCUUGGAGGAGCUUUAUGCCCUAGGAGCACUGGACGACGAAGGUCUGCUGACUCGCCUCGGGCGAAAAAUGGCCGACUUCCCCAUGGAGCCUUCUCUUUCCAAGGUCUUGAUCUCCUCAGUCGAUAAGGGUUGUUCGGAUGAAGUUGUGAGCAUUGUUGCCAUGCUCAACCUCACCACCAUCUUUUACCGGCCAAAAGACAAGCAAAACCAAGCGGACCAGAAGAAGGCCAAGUUCCACGACCCACACGGCGACCAUCUGACACUGUUGAACGUGUACAACUCGUGGAAGAAUCACGGCUUCUCUCCAACCUGGUGUCACGAGAACUUCAUUCAGGCCCGUUCGAUGCGCCGUGCCAAGGAUGUGCGGGAUCAGAUCGUCAAGAUCAUGAAUCGUCAUCGUCACCCCAUCGUCAGCUGUGGACGCGAGACAGACAGGGUCCGCCAAGCUCUCUGCAGCGGUUUCUUCCGCAACACAGCCCGCAAGGACCCUCAGGAGGGAUACAAGACAUUGACAGAAGGCACACCCGUGUACCUGCACCCGAGCUCGGCGCUGUUCGGGAAGCAGGCGGAAUGGGUGAUUUACCACACGUUAGUGCUCACCACCAGGGAGUACAUGCACUUCACCACGGCGAUUGAGCCCAAGUGGCUUAUUGACGCGGCGCCUACCUUCUUCAAGUUGGCACCAACAGACAAGCUGUCGAAGAGGAAGGCGGCAGAAAGGAUACAGCCGCUCCAUAACCGGUAUGGCGGGGAGGAUGAUUGGCGUCUCAGCACUCAGAAGAGAGGAGGCAGGGGUGGUGGUGGUGGUGGAACAUGGGGUUAGAUGGCGUUGGUUGUUAUUUGCAUCAUCAGUCUGGAGUUGGACAAGACAGCAUAUGCAUUCUAUUCGAGCGUUUGACUAGUUGGUAACCAAAAGAUACCCGUUAAAAUUCUUCAUUUUAAG
Messenger RNA from Podospora pseudopauciseta, 3785 nucleotides. It is a transcript of the gene PRP22, whose product is annotated as DEAH-box ATP-dependent RNA helicase prp22. The record is from RefSeq and is a predicted model, not a curated record. Gene Ontology annotation, cellular component: intracellular anatomical structure; catalytic step 2 spliceosome. Gene Ontology annotation, biological process: spliceosomal complex disassembly. The transcript is spliced from 4 exons. The coding region runs from base 156 to 3665 and encodes 1169 amino acids. NCBI's taxonomy places the organism in Eukaryota, Fungi, Ascomycota, Sordariomycetes, Sordariales, Podosporaceae. Gene Ontology annotation, molecular function: ATP binding; RNA helicase activity; RNA binding.